AUGGCCCCCGUCUUCGACCCCUGCCCCAUCAUUCGCGCCCCCCCUCCUCCCACGAAGCCGCCCACGAAGCCGCCCACGAAGCCGCCCACGAAGCCGCCCACGAAGCCGCGGCCCUCGCCUGCACAGCCCACACCUGUUACGAAGCCGGGCGGUAGCGGUGGAAGUAAUAGUGCCAGUGAUAGUGAUAGUACCGGUGAAAGUGCUACUGGGGAUGUGCGGCUUGUGUUAAAGCUUGAGGCUUGA
Molecule: messenger RNA, 243 nt
Organism: Tricharina praecox
Lineage: Eukaryota; Fungi; Ascomycota; Pezizomycetes; Pezizales; Pyronemataceae
Exons: 2
Coding region: 1-243 (80 amino acids)
Source: RefSeq, a predicted model, not a curated record